AGAUAAAAGAAAUAAUAAUAACAACACCAACAACAAUAACAGCAACGGCAACAACAAUUCAUACCAACAACGACAACAUGCAUCUUGAAAUUCAAGUCGCAUUAAAUUUCGUUAUAUCGUACCUCUACAAUAAACUGCCACGAAGACGUGUCAAUAUAUUUGGUGAGGAACUGGAAAAGGCAUUGAAGGAUAAAUUUCAAGGUCACUGGUAUCCGGAUAAACCGGUUAAGGGUUCAGCAUUUCGUUGCUUAAAGACCGGUGACCCCAUCGAUUCGGUAUUAGAGCGCGCCGCUCGCGAGAGUGGUGUACCCAUAACUGAUAUAUUAGAAAAUCUUCCGAAUGAAUUGUCAGUUUGGGUCGAUCCAGGAGAAGUCUCUUAUCGUAUAGGGGAAAAGGGUGCCGUCAAGAUUCUAUACUCGGAGAAUAGUGACAAUCAAGAAGAUAACACUUCUGCCGAUCGUGAAGUUAAUAAGACUUUUAAUCCCGAAGCCCAAUGCUUUCGUCCUAUCGAUGCUGUCAAUACUAGCAUGAAUAAUUUGAGCUUAAGCCCCAAAACGUCACCCUUGGCCGGCUCGUCACCUUUAUCAGCCUCAUCUAAUUCGCCAACUUAUAAGGGUAGUCCCAAUCCAGCAGUUGCUGUUCUCAAUGGUGGCUCAUUUAUGCAACGCUCACAAGCUCCACUAACUUUUACUACCGCCACAUUUGCCCAAACUAAAUUCGGUUCGACAAAAUUAAAGACUAGCUCCAAAAGAGCCAACAGCAGCUCCUAUCGUAUGUCGCCCACUGAAUUUUCCAACUAUAUAAAACAGCGUGCGAUGCAACAGCAGCAAAUACAUCAUGGUCAUGGUCCAACAGCAUCUGUAGGACCAGCACCACAAGCACCCAGUCAUUUUGGACCGAUAGGUCCGGUAUCACCGGCUCGUUCUUUAUCACCCAAUCCACUUUCACUUGGUUUGGGUCAAAACGGAGCAAAUGAUCCCUUUUACUUCCCAAAUAUGGCCAUGAGCAUGUAUCCGCAAUUUAAUGGACAUCACCGCAAUAUAUUCGAUACGCAUUUCCAUUCGGAAGCUAGCAACCCCGGUUUGUACGGCGGGCCCUUAAGUAACGGUCACGGUAAAUUUAAUAAUUUUCUGGAACCACAUGGCUUCUUCGGCUUAACCAAUCAUUUGCAAAGUCAACAACAGCAACAACAGCAACAACAGCAACAACAACAACAGCAGCAUCCAUCUCCAAUACCAAACGUGAACGUCGGCACCAAUGCGACUAUAAGUAAAUCAUGUAAUCCUAGUGAGAAACUUGGUAAUAGCAAUAACAAAGACAUCACCAGUAACGGUACUAAUGGCACAACCAGUGUAGUCAACAACAAUAAUACGGCCAAUAUAACCGUCACUGUCACUAGUGGCAGCGACGCUGAUAGUACUCUCGCAGGCGUAGGCUCAUUUGCCAACUCUAUUGCAACAACUACCGAACGCCAAACCGCUGCUAAUGCCGUCGCCGCUGUAGCAGCAGUCGCUGCAGCUACUAAUACCAAUAAUAGCAACAGCAAUUCUCAAGAGUCAAACUCCAAUACAGCAACUACUGCUGUUGCUACUGCCGCUGCUGCAGCAACCACUUCAAACUCAAAACUAAUUGAUGGUCUCAAUUCGUUCUAUUCCAAUAAUACUGGCUCCUAUCAACAAUUAUUGGUAGCCAAUUAAAGACCAUAUAGGCAUAAUAUAUUUCUCUCAAUCGCCUCGUCGCGCCGAGCAGAAUCCUAAAAACACAAACCAAAAAAGAAUCUUAAAAAGAAAUAUAUAUAUGAAAAAAAAUAUAAAAAAUUAAAACAAAAAGAAAAAAAAAAAUUAUAAUAAAAAUUAAAAAAAAACAAAACAACGGCAGAGGUACUACAACACAUGCUCUAUCAAUCUAAGUAACCCUUUCUCUUUCUACCUUUCUCUUUUUCUCUUACCAUGCAAUUAGAUAAAAGCUAUCAUUAUAGAAAUACGAUGACAGGCAUACUUACAUAAACUAAAAAACACAAAAAAAAACUUUACAUCAAAAAAAGAGGAGAGAAUACAGAAAACAAAAUAAAAUACAGA
This is a messenger RNA of Glossina fuscipes, 2078 nucleotides long. It is a transcript of the gene Tob, whose product is annotated as protein Tob1. NCBI's taxonomy places the organism in Eukaryota, Metazoa, Arthropoda, Insecta, Diptera, Glossinidae. Gene Ontology annotation, molecular function: transcription corepressor activity. The record is from RefSeq and is a predicted model, not a curated record. The coding region runs from base 78 to 1697 and encodes 539 amino acids. The transcript has 4 exons. Gene Ontology annotation, biological process: regulation of gene expression. Gene Ontology annotation, cellular component: nucleus; cytoplasm.